Molecule: messenger RNA, 1104 nt
Organism: Zophobas morio
Lineage: Eukaryota; Metazoa; Arthropoda; Insecta; Coleoptera; Tenebrionidae
Product: carcinoembryonic antigen-related cell adhesion molecule 1-like
Exons: 5
Coding region: 1-1104 (367 amino acids)
Biological process (GO): homophilic cell-cell adhesion
Cellular component (GO): plasma membrane
Source: RefSeq, a predicted model, not a curated record
AUGUUUAUUUUCACGUUUCACACUGUAAUUAAUAAACCCAUUUGUUCUAUCACUUUUGGCAAUUUAAAUAAACAACAGGCGCUAAUAUGUGACGCUAAGGCGGAUACACAUGAUGUUGCCUUUACAUGGAAAGCUAAUUCUUCCAGUGGGUCACUACAAACUUUACAAGCUAUCACUACGAAAUCACACAGCUUUUACACUUUCAACGAUACUAGACCUCCAUCUCCUGCCAAAAUCAAACAUUUCCCUUCACAAGUGCUCAAAAAAUCCAACGCGACAUUGGAGUGUUCAGUGGACGAUCCAGGUUUUCCCAAAAAUUUGACGUUUCUUUGGUUCCGUAACAAAAAUAGUGUGCAUAAUAGUUCACGAUCCACGUGGAAUAUUUCCUCCGUUUCGUUAAAUGAUCGUAAUAGCACUUUCUCGUGCCUUGUUAAGAAUGAAGCCGGUUUAAGCACACAGUCGAACGAAAUUAACUUAAAUAUUGUAGCACCACCACGCUUCAUACAAACUCCACCUCGUUCUUUAUCUGUUUAUUACGACAACAAAAAUUUAACUCUAACUUGUAGAAUCGAAUGUUUUCCUCUGUGUUCAAUCAUUUGGUUAAAAAACGAUCGAUAUUUGGAUACAAACAAGAGCAAACUGUACUACGUGGAAACAGGUACUUUUGGUGCCAACUAUGAAGAAAAUUUGUUUGAAUCAGUGCAGUCAAUUUUGGUCUGGAACAUAACAGCCUUGCCUGGUAAAGUUCUCAAUCGAAGCGAACCUAUAUCAAAGUACACCUGUGUCAGUUCUGAUAGUGCUAACAUAAAAUCAAGACCUAGUUUCAGUGCUGUGGUUAUAGUAGAAUCUGCUCCGCAAAAUUUGACAGUGUCAAAGAACUUUGUUGACGUCGAACAAUACGAAAUUCCAAGUCCAGUUGAGUGCAAGGCUAUCGGAUAUCCUUUGAACUAUGUCUGGACGCGAAAAUCUUCUGGUGAAGUCGUGUCAAAAAGCCAGAUUCUCCAGCUUGAAGUGUUGUCAAAAUUCGACGGAGGCAAUUAUACUUGUGUCGUUUCUAAUAAGUAUGGAUCUGACUCUGUUGAUGUCUAUUUUAACGUUUAUUAA